GGCCACGUGGAUUUUAACUAUGAAGUGUCGCGGUCGUUGUCAGCCUGCCAAGGAGUCGUGUUGGUUGUAGACGCAAACCAGGGUAUCCAGGCUCAAACAGUAGCGAACUUUUACCUUGCAUAUGAAGCACAACUUUCAAUCAUUCCCGUUAUAAAUAAGAUCGACCUCAAGAAUGCCAACCCAGAGAUGGUGGAAGCUCAGAUUGAAAACACUUUUGAUAUUCUCAAAGAAGACUGCAUUCGAAUUUCAGCUAAACUUGGAACAAAUGUUGAAAGAAUACUUCAGGCGGUGAUUGAACGGAUUCCCCCGUUGGGGUUCCUUGGCCUUUUACAUAUGGAAGUUUUUAAUCAGCGACUGGAACAAGAACACAACGCCUCGGUCAUUUUGACAGCGCCCACGGUUCCCUACAAGGCCAUCCUUUCUUCCCCCAAAUUGAUAAAGGAACACAGAAAAGAGGAAAUCACGAUCGUGAAUCCCGCCGAGUUUCCUGACCAAUCCAUGGUGACGGGAUACCUGGAGCCGAUAAUCCUAGGCACUAUCGUGACCCCUAAAGAAUAUAUUGGACAAAUAUUAGCCCUUUGCCAGAAACUUUCUUUUAGAUAUGCUGGCCAGGUUGGCUACAUGAUUGCUGGAAUGAGAGAGAUUAUGGAUGCUCAAAUAGGGGAUACGGUGUAUUCGCAUAAUCAGCCGGUGGAACCGUUUCCUGGGUUUAAAUCCGCAAAACCAAUGGUCUUUGCAGGAGUGUUUCCAACGGACCAGUCCGAAUAUUCUAACUUGAAGGGAGCCCUGGAAAAGCUGACCCUCAAUGACUCCAGUGUGACCGUUCAGCGGGAUAACAGCCUGGCGUUGGGGGCCGGGUGGAGAGCCAAGUUGAACUGGCCUUUUUCUGUUUUCAGCUUUGACUAUGAAGACGCUGGGUACCAGCCUGCAGAUCUUGUCAAAAUGGAUAUUUUUUUAAAUGGAAAAUCUGUGGAAGAGCUGAUAACUAUUGUUCCGAGAGAGAAAGCCUACUCUGUUGGUAAAUCCAUGUGCGAGCAAUUAAGGGACCUCAUCCCACGACAAAUGUUUGAAAUUGCGAUCCAGGCAGCUCUUGGCAACAAAAUAAUUGCCAGAGAAACGGUGAAAGCUUUUAGAAAGGAUGUGCUGGCAAAAUGCUACGGAGGUGACAUUACCAGGAAAAUGAAGCUUUUGAAGAGACAGGCCGAAGGGAAGAAGAAGAUGAGGAGAAUUGGAAACGUGGAAGUGCCAAAGGACGCCUUUAUCAAAGUUCUCAAGAAACAGCUCGACAGGUAGCUCGCUUCCAGCUGUUGGCAAAGCCAAGCUUGAGGAAUUGUUGAGCCAGCUGUUUACAAACCGAGGACUACCUUGAAUUGGAUCUCACCUGUUCCGCGUACAGAUUUGGCAUCGUUCUAAUGGGCCCAUCCAAGGAAGCAGCAAAACUAAAAAAUCUAAAAUAUAGUUUAACAUCUGAGGAUAUUGCAGCCAAUUUUUGAUGCCUUUGAGAUGUCUGUUCACUUUUUUCCAUACUUGAUUACAGUCCGCGCCCUUGGCUGCACUAGAUUAAAAAAAAAAACCUGGGUACAAAUAGUUAUCCUCAAUUUACGACUACAAUCAU
Thamnophis sirtalis is the source of this 1615-nucleotide messenger RNA. The record is from RefSeq and is a predicted model, not a curated record. Lineage: Eukaryota; Metazoa; Chordata; Lepidosauria; Squamata; Natricidae.